Conger conger (European conger) is the source of this 3050-nucleotide messenger RNA. It is a transcript of the gene fam217bb, whose product is annotated as family with sequence similarity 217 member Bb. The record is from RefSeq and is a predicted model, not a curated record. Bases 463 to 2034 code for a protein of 523 amino acids. The transcript is spliced from 5 exons. NCBI's taxonomy places the organism in Eukaryota, Metazoa, Chordata, Actinopteri, Anguilliformes, Congridae.
AAGAGCACGAAUGGUAUUGCGAAUGUAUCACGUAUCCAUUUGUAUGAAUGUUCGUGUUUUUAACAGGCGAUUUAACACGUGCAUUACAGGAUUGAUUCACCCAUCAUAGGCAAUCGCUGAUAAAUUAAGUGAGCAGGUUUUGCUUACUUCAUACAUUUCCCAUGAUGCUCUGCAUGUGACGCUAAAACAGCUGGACGUAAGAAACAGCAGAUGAAAUAAACAAACAUGGGAUCGAAAUAGACGGAGAGGUCUUCGUUCACAAAGAGCUCGAUAAUUUAACAACUAAGAAAUAUAUAUAGGCUAAACAUCCAGCCAUAGCUUAGUAAAAGGAAACAUUUUCCCUCGCCAACUGAAGCCAAAUAAGGUCGUAUGCGGAGACAUAACGUCGCUAAGCAGAACUAGCGUUAUUAAGCUAUAUUGUGUUGACGGGAGCAUCACCCAACCUUGUUAAAUUGGCGAACGAUGGGACCUAUACUUCAGGAACGAGCAACAACAACUGCCUCGAAGAAGAUUUCUGUUAAGGAAAGAAUCAGGACAAAAAAUUCUGGGAUCAACAGUCAAAUGGCAAGUUCCAAGAAAGGGAAAGUGGGACAGAAUUGCAAGCCCCAGAAAAAAACAGGAGCGCAGCCAAAACAUGCCUCUGCACGGGAGGGCAAGGACAGCCCUCCAGCCGUAGAGAGAGUAAACCUUUCGGGCUCACAGCGCAAGGGGAACAGGGCCAAACCUGACACUCACUCCAUCACAGAUGACCGCAGUCUGCUCAGUGCAGGGCUGGUCCAGAAGUCUCUGGUGCCCCCACCUAAAGGUCGAGCUGAGGAGAGAGAGCUGGGGUCACAGUGCCGUGGGGAGAACGACAGAGCCCACUGGGGCCGGAGCCGGCGGGGGCUGUCCCUCCCCCUGACCCCCAGCUCUGAGCUGCAGCAUGAGGUGCUGGAGCUGCAGGCGCCCACCCUGGAGUCUCUGCAGCUGUACGAGCAGGAGGACACGGACAGCGCAAGCGACCUCUCUGACUCGGAGAGGCUCCCUGUUCUGCCCUCCCCCUGCACCCCGCCGCACCUCAACCUGAGGGCUGAGGUCAUCAACCCCAACGACUUCCCCCCGCCCUUCCCCGGCCCCCGUGGGCUGAGCCACGGCGCAUACAGCUACCCGGACUUCCUGCCCCCGCCCUUUAACACCUGGAGCCUCCGGCAGCUGGCCCUGUUCCUCAACACCGAUGGCAGGGGCGCCCCCCGACCCAGGCCGGUGGGCAAGCUGGAGAAGUAUCUGGAGCGGCUGCUGCAGCUGGAGUGGCUCCAGAUCCAGACGGUCCAGGAGGAGGGCGGCAAGCCCGUGGCCCCGGUGUCUGCUAGCCGGCCCCGGCCUCACACCGCGCCCCCCGCCCACCUCAGCUCCCCCAAGAGCCUGCGGCAGUGCCAGCGUGCCUUUCCCCUGGCGUUCCUCUCCUCCCUGGGGAACCCCUCCUCCAUGCAGCUCUCGGGCCGCUUCUGCCCGCACUGCCGCAUCCGCUACCCCUUCUGCAACGGGAGCUGCCGCUCGUACGCCUACCAGCGCCACUCGCGGCUCAGCCCCCUGCUGGAGCGCCGGGCGCAGGCCAGCGUCCCCCCCAAGCGCAGCAGCAGCGAGAGCCGGGUCCCGGCUGCCGACCCCGGGCCGGGCGCCUGGGGGAAGAAGCCGGGGAGCCCGCUGAUGGGGAACAGCCACAUAAAGCGCAUGCAGGCCGUGGGGAACAUUCGCAACCCCUCCCCGGCGCAGAGUCCCACCAGCAAGCUCCAGCCAGGCCCUAGGAACUCCUGCAACGGGGCUGGGACCAGCAGGCCGAAGGGACAGCUGGGCGGCAAGGGUGCCCGCUAUGGGAGUUUGAGAGAGGUCAGCCCAGUGAGGGGUGGAAAUGAGAGAAAGAGAGCAGGCGUGGUUGGACAAGAUCCAAAACCAUGUGCUGCCAAAACAGUCAAAGCCCAUUCGCCCGUCUCUAAGGGUCCGCCCACUGCUCGGCCCAAUGGGAAGGUGAAACACGUUGAAUUUGCCACUAAUUAAGGCCAGGUGAAUUUGUUUCAAUCCCUAAGGUUCUCCAUCUUCCAUGCACUAUAAAAGUCUUGAAUGCAUUAGCAAAACAUCUUGGAAAAUUAAAUACCAUCAUUGACAGAAAGAUAAAGCUUCUGUGUGCUGUAAUAAUCUACUAGUUAGCACACAGUGUUAUUGCCAUCAAAUACUCAAGCCUCACUUGUAGUGAGGUGUUUUUUGCUUUAAGUACAUACAAAAAUGAAUACAACUCAAUGCUUUUAACAAUUGUCUAAGACUGAAUAAAUGGUUUUUCAUCACUGAAGUCAGUUUGAUGAUGAGAAAAAAAGUUAAAUGAACUUGGAUUAUUAAUAAUCCAAAUUUAAAUACAUUGGAUUAAUACUAUUUUUUUUAUGUUGUCAGAUACUGUCAGUAUGUCAAGCUAUAAAAAAAGGAAAAAAAAGAAAAGAAUAUUGAAUUGCAUAUAUAUUUUGUGUUGUGUUGUGUAAAAAAAAUAAUUAUGAUGUCAGAAGACCUUGUGCACAUCUCCCCCUAUGGCAGUUAUACAAUACAGGAGUAACAACGUUGAAUGGAGCAUACAUAUAUUUUACUACUAUGAACGGUUUUGAUAAGCAGAUAAACAUAUUUAAAUUGUUAUAGUUAUUGAAAUAUUGAAAAUAGCAGAUAUUUCUGGAUGUGCAUUUCGCAUUGUUUACACAAUUUACAUGUGAUGUGUUUUUUUCCCAUAAUAUGUUAGCUUUUAUGGUCUUGGUUUCUGUAGUGAUUAUAUGUGAAUGUUCUUUAUCGUUUAUUGAAAACAUGGUUUUAGUUUAGGUGCACUGUGGUUUGUGCAGCAGUAGCAUGCAAUACACGCUCGAAUGUCACAGAAAAAAAGAAGAAGCUUAUUUUCAUGAAUCAGGGAUAAACAGAUUAAACAUCUGUUACCUCAUAUUUGAAGAUUGUACUCAUCAAGAACCAAGCAAUGUACUCAUUAUCAAGUUUUUUGAAUGCCUCUAUUUGUAAAGCAUGAAAUAAAUUUUGUUUGCUUUCCA